This is a messenger RNA of Caenorhabditis remanei, 1203 nucleotides long. RefSeq lists its product as uncharacterized. The record is from RefSeq and is a predicted model, not a curated record. Gene Ontology annotation, cellular component: mitochondrion. Bases 1 to 1203 code for a protein of 400 amino acids. Lineage: Eukaryota; Metazoa; Nematoda; Chromadorea; Rhabditida; Rhabditidae. Gene Ontology annotation, biological process: L-valine biosynthetic process; L-leucine biosynthetic process. The transcript has 7 exons. Gene Ontology annotation, molecular function: branched-chain-amino-acid:2-oxoglutarate transaminase activity.
AUGCGGAAAAUCUCGUCUGUUCUUUUGAAAAGAUCAAUAACCUCCUCGUUCUGCCACUUCUCCACUACAUCUUCUUGCACUCAAAGCAGUUUUCAAUAUGCUAAUUUGGUCGUCGAGAAGAACACCAAAAAGCAACGGCUUCCCAGUGACCCGUCGAAACUUGGAUUCGGUCGCUAUUUCUCCAACCAUAUGAUUGAUAUUGAUUGGGAUGUGAAGGAGGGUUGGUUCGCACCGAAAAUCAAGCCAUUCCAGAACUUUGCUAUUCACCCGGCAUCCAAAGUUUUGCACUAUGCACAACAGAUUUUUGAAGGGUUGAAGGCGUAUUAUGGAGUGGAUGGGAAGAUUCGUGUAUUCCGCCCGGAACUCAAUAUGGAGCGAAUGAGAAGAUCCGCCCGUCGCUCCACACUUCCGGAUUUCAACACUCGGGAGGCACUUCUCCUUAUUGAUGAGCUGAUUCGAAUCGAUGCGGAUCUUGUCCCAAAGACCGACCAAGCUUCGCUAUACAUCCGUCCGAUGAUGUUCGCAACCGAUCAGCACUUGGGAAUUGGUGAGAGUGCCCAAGCGAAAUGGGCGUGCUUCACAGCAAUUACCGGAAGUUAUUUCAAUUAUGAUAGGGGAAUUCGAUUGCUGGCUGACCCAGAAAUGGUUAGAUCCUGGAAGGGUGGUGUUGGACAGUACAAGAUGGGAUGUAAUUAUGCGCCGACGAUUUUUGUGGGGAAAAUGGCUGCGAUGCACGACUGUGACCAAGCAAUGUGGCUCUCCGGAGAAGACCGUCUUGUCACGGAAGCAGGAGCCAUGAACCUCUUUAUGCUAUGGACUAAUGAGGACAAUGAACUGGAACUCAUCACACCGCCUACGGAUUCAGGACUCCUUCUACCAGGAAUCACGCGACAAUCUGUUGUGGAGUUGGCGAAAGAGUGGAAUUUGAUGAAGGUCUCCGAGACGAACUUCACGAUGAGCCAAUUGGCACGGGCGGUGCAAGAGAAACGGGUUCACGAGUUUUUUGUGUCGGGCACGGCGGCUAACGUGGGUCCGGUGUCAGAAAUAUUGCAUUGUGAUAAGGAGAAGGGGAUUAUGGAGAAGUUGUUGAUACCGACGAUGAGUAGUAAAAUGCAACUUUAUAAGAGACUUCAUACCGCUCUGUCCGAUAUUCACUACGGACGGAUUGAGAAACCAGAGUGGCAGCGUAUUGUUGAGCUUUGA